AUGUCUGGUCUGGACAUGGGGGGCUCGGUGGUGGGGGGCCAAGGGGGGAUGAAGGACGUGGGGGGGCAGCAGUCCCGCUUCAAAUGGAUGAUGGAGGGUCACUCUCCUGCCCCCUCCCCUCCUGAGAGCCUUCACAAAAACGGUGAGACAGAAAGCCAUUAUACUGUAGUGAGUUUACUGAAUUAAUUACAGUAUGACAUGCCAACAUAAAUAUGUUGAUUGUCGACCCGUCAGCUGCUUUUUCAUCAGACUUUAUUUUUCUUCUCUUUCUUCAUCUCACUCUCUCCUCUAUCUCUCUUAUUGUCUUCUCUUCUCCAUCUCUUUCCAUCCCCCUCUCCCUUUCAGGUCCUAUGUCCACCCCUAUGAGGAGAGGGGGCUCUCCAUACUCCCAGUAUGACAUGAUGGGAGGGGAGGGGCUAGGUAUGCCCACACAGGGGGACAACUGGCACCGUACUCCUGGGAACAAGAUUGGCUCCAAGCCACAAGGCACGUCCAGCUGGCCUCCUGGUGAGUGGCCGUUCUAAAUACCAACUGAAAAUGCAGGGAUUUGUUCUAGCCCACCACUAACACACCUGAAUUGAUCAAAUCCCCUGAAUCCUUUAGUGUUGGGCUGGAGCAGAAGCCUGCAACACCCUGUAGCUCUCUGUGACCUGGGUUAAGUCGAUGAGGUGGCUUCUAUUUGUUCUGAAAUUUGAAUCCAGAAUUCCUGUUUGUUUGUCUGUGAUGUCAGAGUUCCAGCCCGGCGUGCCCUGGAAGGGGAUCCAGAGCAUCGACCCCGAGUCUGAUCCCUACAUGACCCCAGGGAGCAUGAUGGGAAUCCCUGGGCCGUCCAGCCUCAACGACACAGAGCACCAGUUGCUAAGAGACAACACAGGUACCUACCUAGACUCAAGCAAAGUUACUCCUGUAUCUAUGACGAAGUCCACAUUCCGAGCACUAGUUGCUAAGAGACUGGCUGACCUGACAUGACUUAUUACUUAACAGUAACACAUUACAUAAGUGUAUUGUUAUAUUGUCAGCCCUCGCGUUCUCACAUAAAGUCAAGGAAACUAGCACAUACUACUGAAAUCAUACCCAUCAAUACAUGCACCAGUCAGUUAAACAUCAGGUUGUGUUAAUAAUACAUAUUUCUAAUGGUGUGUUGAUGCUAGCUAAGCUUGUGGUGUUUGUGUGUUCCAGAACCCAACCCCUCCCUGAACACCUUGCUGCCUUCACCUGGUGCCUGGCCCUACAGUGCCUCAGACAGCCCCCUCAACAACGCACACAACUCAGGUAACAGACUGGAAAACACUCACAGUAACACUGUUAAUGUGUUUUGUAUGAUUUAUGACUGUAUUAUGAAGUCAUAAGGUGCCUUUCACCGAAAGUGUUAUCACGGUCACUUAAUAUUCUCCUGGCAUUCGAAAUUGACUGUUUCUCUGCUUUUUUCACUCAUAUUCUCUCUCCCUUUUUUACUGUCUCAGCUGUUGUAUCAUUCAGUAUAUCAAGUUUAAACUCUGUCUUGGUUUAGUUUUUCUGUAUGUUCCGUCCUCCACGUGUGCUGUUAUAACAGAUGCAGUUCUGACUCUAGUUCAUUUCCUGUUUCUCACAGCAAAGUACACAGAGUACAAGACCAGCUGGCCCCCUGAGCCCAUUGGACACAACAAGAUGUGGAAGACCAAUCGCAACCAACAGUCCCAGCAGCUGCCACGCCCACCCCCGGGACUCACCAAUCAGAAGCAGGCCUCGCCGUCCCGUGGCCCGUGGCAGGCCCGUGGCUGGGGCAGCUCGAGUGGGAUCCAGGAAAGCAGAUAUGGCCCCGGUAAUGUCAUAACCCGGUGUUGUGGAGAAUAGAGGGGUCUGUGAUUCUGAGUCUUUCUACUGUUCUGUGCUGCCCUGCUGCAUGGUGAAGUAUUCAACAGACUAAAUGUACCCGUGAUGUCCCUUGCCUUGAUCUGAUGCACCAUCCAAAAUGGCACCCUAUUCCCUAUGGGCACUGGUCAAUACUAGUGCACUAUAAAGGAAAACGGUGCCAUUUGGGACACAGCCCCAGAGAAAUUACAUAGCUAAGUGGUUAGGACUUAGAGACGAUUUAUAUUUUAUUCUGGGUGCUCCAAACUUAAAGUACUGUAGGGCUUAUUUAUCAUUCAUUGCUCCAGAGCUACCUGCCGCAAGUACAGAGGUAGUGGUUGUCUAAUAUUUGGAACUGAUCCCUAUGUGGUUUGGUUUGGUUCUAGCAGGCUCUGCUUGGAGUGAUGGGGGGACCUCCAGAGGAAGCUGCUGGCUGGUGCUCUGCAACCUCACUCCACAGGUACACACACAUCAUCAAGACUACACACACACACACACACCAUUCCUCAGGACAACAGACACACCCACAUGCAUGUGCACACAAACAUCACUUCUCCUUCACAUAUCCCCUCUACCACACAAGUCAUCCCUAACCCAUGUCCCUCCAUGUUGUCCCCUCCUGCAGAUCGACGGCUCUACCCUCCGUACCAUCUGUAUGCAGCAUGGCCCCCUGCUGACCUUUCACCUCGGCCUGACCCAGGGCAGCGCUCUGAUUCGCUACAGCACCCCACAGGAAGCAGCAAAGGCCCAGAGCGCACUACACAUGUAAGCCCCUCCUCUCAGCCUCAGUGGUAUAGUUUUGUAGAUGAACAGGCACCAGCUCCAUAGAUGGACAGACCAUAGACUGAAAAUCACUGACAUUCCAUGCAAACUGUCUGGUGGGCUUGGAAUGCAGUAAUUUCAUAGCAAUGGGCUGGGGGAAACCUGCUUAGACUUCAUGGCGAUUACUAUAAUAGAAUGUGAACAUUAAUAGAUAAUAGCCGGUGAACACAAAACAAUUAACAUCCAAACACUCCUUACUCUCUCCUCUCUCUCUCCAGGUGUGUCCUGGGCAAUACCACCAUCUUGGCCAAGUUUGUGAGCGAGGAGGAGGUCGCUCGCUAUUUUGCACAUUCCCAGGCGGGAGGGGCAGGGUCCAGCGGAACAGCCGGGGCCCCAGGGUCCAGCGGAGGCAAGGGGGGCCCCACAGGGACAGGCACCAUGGGGGCCAACAGCAGCGGGGAGAGGGAACGAGACAGAACCAGAGAAGGAGAGGGCUCUGCCCCUGGAGGAGGUGGUAACGGAGGGGGAGGCGGCAGCUCGGGGCCCGUCAGCUCUGGCUGGCAGAGUUUAGACGGUACAGGAGGCUCCCUGGAUCCUACCCCCACCCAGGGGCCCGGCCUGAGUAUGUUUGCCCAGUGGAGCAGCAACGGUGCUGGGGGAGGAGGGGUGGCUGGGGGUGUGGAGCCCGGUAGACAGGGUUUGUGGGGAGGGAUGGGGGGUGGAGGGUACCCCAGCAGUAGUAUGUGGGGGUCCCCUGCCAUGGAGGAUCGACACCAGAUGGGGAGUCCUGCUGCUCUGCUGCCUGGAGACCUACUAGGCGGAGGGGCUGACUCUAUCUGA
Messenger RNA from Coregonus sp. 'balchen', 3432 nucleotides. Lineage: Eukaryota; Metazoa; Chordata; Actinopteri; Salmoniformes; Salmonidae. The record is from the annotation of a GenBank genome assembly.